This is a messenger RNA of Rodentolepis nana, 450 nucleotides long. Lineage: Eukaryota; Metazoa; Platyhelminthes; Cestoda; Cyclophyllidea; Hymenolepididae. The record is from the annotation of a GenBank genome assembly.
AUGAGAAAUUCGACUCUAAUUUUAUUUGGAUUACUACUUGUCCUCCUUGCUAUUUCUUCAGUGGAUGGCACGAGCAGACUAAGAAAGCAUCACCCACACAAUAAAGGUAAGCAUCAUCAUCAUCAUGUGACUCCGAGAAGCAAACGUGCGGCAAAAGAAGUCCAAAGGAAGGCCGACGAGGAAGGGGUACUUCAUAAGCGAUCAACCUCCAUUGAAAAAUACAGUCCUUAUUACGAAGGUACACAUGUUGCGGAUCGUCUGACUCAACAACAUGACACCAAACACCCGAAAGGCUUUGAUGAAACUAAAGCUCGUCUUGCCGCUGAUGUUGCUGUAAGCAAAAAACCUCAAACUUAUCUUGAAAGCAUUGGGGGUGGCCAUGGGGGAAGUAAAGAAGUUCAGAAAAAAUUGGCGCAGCAAAGAAAACAAAAAGGCCUCAAAUACUACUGA